AUGGAGAAAACAGAAACGCAGUCAGAUCAACUAUCUGCCGGAUGGGAACGUGUUUCUGAAGAGCUCUCAGAUUCACAAAAAAAUAAAAAUAAAGGAAAAAAUUGUAGAAGAAGAAGGAAAAAAAAACCAGAUUUUACAGAGAUUAAAAGCAGUAAAGAAGUAAAGAGAAAGAAAAUGAGUAGAAAAAAGGCCGAAGAAUAA
Messenger RNA from Enterobius vermicularis (human pinworm), 201 nucleotides. Lineage: Eukaryota; Metazoa; Nematoda; Chromadorea; Rhabditida; Oxyuridae. The record is from the annotation of a GenBank genome assembly.